ACCGGGGGUAAACAAAAAUUUUCGCGACGCGCCUGGAUUUCUGCUAGAAAUCCCCGUAAUUCCCCUAAUUGCGUACUUCUGAGUUCAGUUAGUAUAUUUAUGACGUUCACUAAAAGUGAUGUACAACUACAAGAAAGGAUAUCAGAUUUUGGUUUCCCGUGAAUUUCAAGAAUAAAAACAUUUCCAAUAUGACUGACACUUCUAACCCAGUUGCGGCAAAUAACAACUCAGCUGCUGGCGUUGGUACGAAUCGUAUGAACAACAUUCAAAAAAUUCAACUGCGGAAGCAGCAGGUUCGUGAAUGGCCACAUCCUAAGAAAUUGGAAAAGCUAGCUGUUUAUUCAAGUUGCAAGUUUGAUGAAAAUUGCAAAUGCAAUGGAUGGAAAAAUCCUACUACACCACCAAAUGUCAACAAUACAGGAAUAAAUGUGGUUCUUCCAUCAGCAAAUUUAACUGAUCCAUGCCGCAGUUGUUCACAUAACCUUUCAGAUCAUGUAUCUCACUUGAUAAAUUCCAGUAAUGAAGAACUAAACCAACUUUUAAGUCUGGUAGUGGACAUAGAAAAUUUAUUUGUCUGUGUUAACAAGGAAGAAGAUCCAGACAACAAACAAGUCUACUUUUGCCUUUUUAAACUCUUGAGGAAAUGUAUAAUGCAGAUGACAAAACCAGUUGUAGAAGGGCCUUUAGGCUCUCCACCCUUUGAAAAACUAAGUAUUAGCAAGGGUGUUACUAAUUUUGUCAUGUUCAAAUACAGUCAACAAAUCCCCAAGGAGUUUCAAAAAAUGUGUGAUCUUGCCAAAAUGUUUAUCCACUGUUUAAAUCACUGGAAAUUGGAAACCCCUACUCAGUGGAAACAACAUUAUCCACAAGCUGACCUCUCCGUGUAUCGAAUUAGUUACACGAGGUGGUUAUGCUAUUGCAAUGUUCCGAGCUAUUGCGACUCCCUACCGCAAUAUGAAACUAGUGCUAUUUUUGGUCGGUCCUUUCUUCGACUGGUCUAUUCCACCGUGCAGCGACAGCUCAUGGAUCGUUUCUUAGCCGAGAAAGACCGACUGCCACCCGAACGACGGGAUAUGAUCAUAAAUAAUUUUCCGAAGUUCUUGGCAGACAUGGAAAUGGAACUAGGAAAUGAUGCAUCGCCUGUGUGGGAUCCGUCGUAUGUUCAUCGACUCCCAAAUCAACAGGAGAACAUCAAAGAGGAAAAUGUAACCCAGUCCAGCAACGAAGCAACCUUCCAUCGUUUGACAAACAGCGGGAUUGUCAGAUCAAUUUCCAAAGAUGUAGAAAAGAACUUGUUAAAGCGGCAAGUUGACAGCGAACCUAGUGUGGAAGGUGAUGCGAAAAGGGUACGUUUGGAUCAUGACAUAUCUGAAGAAACUGUCGCCACAAUUCUUGCCGUAAUUAAUGACCCCAAAAAGAUGCUUGGUCCCGAAAGCGUCUUCCCAGAAAAUGCACCAAGAGACGAAGCGGCAAAACAGGAAGAACGUCGUGGUUUGAUAUCCUUUCACGUAGUGGGAAAUUCUCUUACUCAGACCGUAUCCAAACAAACCAUGUCAUGGUUGGUUGGGUUACAAAAUGUUUUUUCGCAUCAAUUACCACGAAUGCCGAAAGAAUACAUCACACGGUUGGUUUUCGAUUGCAAGCAUCGGACUUUGGCGUUGAUCAAAGAUGGUCGACCAAUCGGUGGUAUCUGUUUUCGAAUGUUCCCCAUCCAAGGUUUCACCGAGAUCGUAUUCUGUGCCGUUACCUCCUCAGAGCAGGUUAAAGGGUACGGAACUCACUUGAUGAAUCACAUUAAGGAUUACCAUAUCAAACACAAUGUACUUCACUUUCUUACCUUUGCCGACGAAUACGCCAUUGGUUAUUUCAAGAAACAAGGGUUUAGUAAAGAAAUAAAGCUUCCAAAGUCCGUUUAUAACGGUUACAUCAAGGACUACGAAGGAGCAACUCUAAUGGGAUGCGAGUUAAAUCCCCGUAUUAUUUACACAGAGUUUACCGCAAUCAUUCGAAAGCAGAAAGAGAUUGUCAAACAUCUAAUUGAAAUGAAGCAGCAAGAAAUUAGCCAAGUUCAUCCAGGUCUCAAUUGCUUUAAAGAUGGUGUUCGAGAGAUUCCUAUUGACAGUAUUCCCGGACUGAAAUUGACGGGCUGGCGACCAUCCAAUGGCUACGGAUCUAAGCGUCUAAUCGAAGAGACUUUUGAUGCAGAGCAAUUAUAUCAAGCUUUACGUUCGGUUCUCAAUCAGGUGAGAAGUCAUGCCUCUUCCUGGCCCUUCUUGAAACCUGUUGAUCGAGCGGAAGUACCAGAUUAUUACGACCACAUCAAAUUUCCGAUGGAUUUGAAGACCAUGGGGGAUCGAUUAAAAAAUCGUUACUACAUCCAUCGGAAGCUCUUCAUGGCGGACAUUUCACGCAUGUUUUCCAAUUGUCGCCACUAUAAUGAGGCUGACACGGAAUAUUGCAAGUGCGCCAACGCACUCGAAAAAUACUAUAUAGCGAAAAUGAAAGAUGCUGGGCUUUGGGAUAAAUGAAGCUGACGUUCGAAUAAGAAGUUAAAUGUUGACACAAGUAUUUAUAUUACAUGCACUCAAUCGACGACAAAUAAAAUAAAUAUCAAGCAA
This is a messenger RNA of Daphnia pulex (common water flea), 2618 nucleotides long. RefSeq names its product histone acetyltransferase KAT2A-like (gene Gcn5). The record is from RefSeq and is a predicted model, not a curated record. Gene Ontology annotation, cellular component: nucleus; histone acetyltransferase complex. Gene Ontology annotation, biological process: chromatin remodeling; positive regulation of transcription by RNA polymerase II. The transcript is spliced from 13 exons. Bases 189 to 2528 code for a protein of 779 amino acids. NCBI's taxonomy places the organism in Eukaryota, Metazoa, Arthropoda, Branchiopoda, Diplostraca, Daphniidae. Gene Ontology annotation, molecular function: protein binding; histone H3 acetyltransferase activity.